Molecule: messenger RNA, 1071 nt
Organism: Suillus subalutaceus
Lineage: Eukaryota; Fungi; Basidiomycota; Agaricomycetes; Boletales; Suillaceae
Exons: 12
Coding region: 1-963 (320 amino acids)
Source: RefSeq, a predicted model, not a curated record
AUGCCCAACACACAAGGCGGAUACACUAUCACAGCGUCAGAUGCCCUCUCAUCAACACCUUUCCUUGUUGUGCUCUGUCUCAUCGUGGUGAAGUGCAGCAGAUGUAUCCUGAUAUACGACCACAUGGCAACUAUCACAGAUGAAAUCACUUUCAUCUGGUGUCGCCCGAGAUCACUAUCUGCAAUAUUAUUUCUCACCAAUCGCUAUUUUGCUCUGUUCGGCAACGUUUAUAUGUUAUUUGAGUAUGUUCUGCCCAUGUCAGAUGAGCCAUAUCUAAUAUACAGAGAACUGCUCCUUUUGUUCCAACAAAUCUUCGUUGGCCUUAUAUUGACUCUUCGCACUUAUGCUCUCUACAGCCGUAGCAAACGCCUUCUUGUUUGGAUGGUAACCAUCGGUCUUGUUCUUGGGGGAGGGACUGCGGCAACGCUUGCAUUCCGUUCAAGCACUCUCGUGCUAGGAUAUAAUUGCUUUGAAUCAUAUUCAGAAAAGAUGUACGCCAUCUUCCUCACCCUUCCGCAUGCUUGCUCAAAAGAUGUUGCAGAGCCGUCAGUUAGUCCUGGGUUGGGAUGGACGACACUACUUCUCUACGAAUUACUCAUCUUUGUCCUCACAGUUCACAGGAUAUACAAAACUAGAGGACCGUCUCUGACAAGAUCGAGGAGAAAUUUACUUGAUAUCAUGUUUCAAGAUGUGAUUCGAAUAAAUCUGAUCCGCCUUCCAUUCAGGGUGAUGUCAUUGGUUAAUCUACCUAACAUUCUGACGUCCUACAAUACCACCAGGGACGGUCUGGCUCCAUUUACUAGCUGCAUGUCCGUGACUCUUAUCUCUCGGCUGAUGCUUAACCUGCACAAAUCUGUCGACGCAGGCAUCCUUACCACCCCUAUCCGAGAUGAUGACCAUGAAUACGCCCUUACCACCAGGAUCGCCGUAGAACAGUCCGCAGCUUCCUCUGGCGAUUGCUAGUAGUGCCCGGAAGUAAGAUGGAAACCGUCGAGAGUUCUAUUAAUCUUUCAAAGUGUACAAUGAUUAUGCACCACGUAUUUGAAGAACUUCUUGAUAUCAGCUCUAAGC